ACAGGAGGCACGUUCACGGGCCCUAACGCGGACGCUACUACUCCACUUCGCUUCUCCACCGCACACUCGUUUUAUGACUUAGCCUCCAUCGACAAUCUCCAGCACGUCAACAACUUACUCUCGCCAACAUUCUCGCAAAGCUGCUCGUUGAACAGAGAUCUAUUGGAAUCAUACCCCUUCCCCUUAAAGCAACCAUGAAUGGCCCAGGAGAACAGUUCUGCGAGGGGUGCUGUAGCUUAUGUUGUAUUGCAUGCACAGAGGCCUGCGGGACCUGGCUCUUGUUCACCAAGUGCUGUGACAAUUCCGACGGCCACCAGGCAGGCUGCUUCGGAUCUUGUUGCAAGAAGUCCUUCGACGAGGAUAACUUUUUCGCCGACGAGGAAAAGAGGAAGCGGGAGGCCGCCCAGAACGGGCUCGGGGCUGUGAACACACAGCCAUCGCCGCGGCCGUCUAUGUCGCAGAUAUCGCACAACGCGUCAAACGGAAACGCUGGCGGGCAGCCCGCUCGCGGUCCGGAGAUCUCACCUCAGGACCUGGGGAAUGGGUGGAUUGGGACGGGUAAACCGGAUGCGCCCUCGAACAGCGCUCAGUAGUGACAGCGUUCAACUUAGCAUACGCAUAAUUGGAGAUUUCAUACUUGCUGUUGCGCAUCGCCACUGGUGGCAAUAUGGCGCGCGAGCAGCUGUGCUUUAUAUUUCACAUCGCUGGAUCGUCCUCCUCAGAGUAUAGAUCCGGGAAGAAGACAGUUACCUAGUACUUCCCCCUCGUUAUGUCAGAUCUGCAAAACUCGCACUCGGACGCGACGAGACGCGUUACUGAUAAUGCACCGCGCAUCACAUAUUACACUGCGCGUUGUCUGGCGAGGCGACGUGUAGUUGCUGUAACAAUGAUCAUCUCUGGUCCCAGCUU
Molecule: messenger RNA, 909 nt
Organism: Postia placenta MAD-698-R-SB12
Lineage: Eukaryota; Fungi; Basidiomycota; Agaricomycetes; Polyporales; Adustoporiaceae
Exons: 4
Coding region: 195-593 (132 amino acids)
Source: RefSeq, a predicted model, not a curated record